GCCGUUCCGCCGGCCCUGACGGGUAAAGCGGGAGGCGCCACCGGCCGCCGCCGCCGCAGCCCGCAGGGGCGGCUGACCGCCGCCGAUCCUCGUGCGACGCUGCAUCCCCGGGUUGCAUCGCCAACCGCAAGCGGCUGCCCGCCGGUACCCCUCGCCAGGGUCCGGGCUUGACGUUCCCGCGGACGGCAAGCUCCCACGGCCUCGCUGCAAGCUCCUGCGCGCGUCCGUCCCCACGAGGAUGCUAGCAAUAAGAGUUCUAUCCAGGAAUGUCGCUGCAAGGACCGAUAAGAUUGCGGCGCUGAAGCUGAGCAGGAGGCUAUCGGGAUUUAUUGCUGGUGCGAAUUCUGGAUAUGGUAGGCCAUGCGAUGUUGAUAAGUUCGCUGUGUUGUUCCAAAACUGCGCAGAUGUGAGGUCUCUCAAGAAGCUCCAUGCUCGCGUUCUGACACUUGGACUUGGCAGGGAUGUUAUUCUUGGUCCUGAAAUUCUGAUUUGUUACGCCAGUCUAGGUGUCCUGUCCAAGACAGGGCUGUGUUUCGAAGGCUUUCUGAAUGAUGAUCUUGCCCAGUGGAAUUCGGCCAUGGUUGACAUUUUUAGAGCUGGUUAUCCAGAGGAGGCUAUUCUUUUGUACAGGGGAUUGAAGUUGCGCCAGAUUGGCUUGGAUGAGAAAACUGUUACUUUUGGCUUGAAAAGCUGCACUGAGCUCCGAAAUUUGUUACUGGGCAAAGGAAUGCAUGCCGACUCACUGAAGCUUGGCCUCAGUAGGGAUAAUUUUGUUGGUUCUUCUCUUGUCAGGUUAUACUCUAAGCUUGCCAGGAUGGAUGAUUCGGAGAAGGCAUUUGAAGAGAUUCUGGACAAGGAUACUGUUUCUUACACCUCGAUGAUCACUGGUUAUUCUGAAAAUAUGGAUUCUACUUCAUGGAAUGCAUUUGAAAUUGCCAGUGACAUGCUGUGGAGAAACUUGGAAGUAAGCCGUGUGACUCUGGUUAGCUUGCUGCAAGUUGCUGGUAAUUUGGGAGCAAUUAGAGAAGGCAAAUCGGUACAUUGCUAUUCCAUAAGGAGAGGAAUUGGUGUCUCAGAUGAAGUUCUAGAGACCAGCCUUGUUCACAUGUACAGUCGAUGUGGAGCUUACCAAUUAGCAUCUGCUGUAUUGAAGAAUUCGAUGCAAUCUGUGGCUUCCUGGAAUGCAUUGCUUGCUGGUCUUGCUCGAACUGGACAGAGUGGAAGUGCAAUCCACCAUUUCUCUGUCACGCUACAUGAGCAUAAGGUAAUUCCAGAUUCUGUAACCUAUGCAAAUGUAAUUUCUGCUUGUGCUGAGCUACGCAAUUCUGGCUGUGCUGCUAGUGUUCAUGCCUACCUAAUUAGAAGAUCUAUCCCUCUAGAUGUAGUUUUGGCCACAGCUCUUAUCAAGGUGUACUUCAAAUGCACUAGAAUUAUGAGAUCCAGGCGUCUCUUUGAUCAAAUGAUGGCUAAAGAUGUCGUCUCCUAUAAUGCUAUGAUCUACGGUUAUCUCCAAAGUGGCAUGGCCAAUGAAGCCAUUUCAUUACUCAAAGAGAUGAUGGCCGAGUGUGUUGCACCAAAUUCUGUGACUGUUCGUUGUCUGCUUGUAGCUAUUGCUGAUGAUAAAAAUUUCGUUAGAGGGAGGUGGAUUCACGGAUUUGCAAUUAGGCAUGGCUUUUGUUCAGAUGUUGACAUUGCAAAUCAACUUAUACGUAUGUAUUCCAGUUGUGGAAAGAUUGCAGCAGCAAGGAUUGUAUUUGCUUCAUUGGAAAAGAAAAAUUUGGUUUCAUGGACAGCCAUGAUGAUGGGAUGCUUAUCCUGUGGACAUGGAGGAGAAACAGUUCAGUUAUGUCAAUUAAUGCAGCAAUAUGGCGAGAAGCCUGAUUCUGUCACUGUUAUGACUGCAGCUCAGGCUGCGUCUGAGCUUGGACAUUUGAAAGGUGUAAAACAAAUUCAUUGUUUUGUUUACCGUGCCUUAUUGGAGAAAGAUACAAAGACCAUAAAUUCUUUAAUAACUGCAUAUGGCAAAUGUGGAAGGUUGGAUUUAUCUGUAGAUUUGUUCUUAAGUUUGGAACACAGAAACCUAGAUUCAUGGAAUUCUAUGAUCAGUGCUUAUGGGAUGCAUGGAUUUUAUCUUAAGGUGCUUGAAAUGUUCAAGCUAAUGGAGGAAGGAAACAUUAAUCCUGAUGGAUUAACAUUUUCUUCAGUGCUUUCUGCAUGCAGUCAUGCUGGUCUAGUUAAGGAGGGUUUGCGUAUUUUUCAGUCGAUGACCUCAAUGUAUUCAGUUCUUCCACAGGAAGAGCAUUACGGUUGCAUUGUUGACUUAUUGAGUCGAGCAGGGCAUCUCGAAGAAGGAUACAAGCUCAUUAAGUUAUCUACCUUAAAUGACAGAUCUAGUGUACUUUGUGCUUUGCUCUCUGCAUGCAGAAAUCAUGGAAAUACAAUGCUUGGGCAGAUUAUUAGCAAUGAGCUCCUUGAGCUCGAACAACAGAAUCCAGGUACUUAUGCUUUGAUUUCGGAAGUAUUUGCUCAGAAAGGACAGUGGAAUAAAUCAGCUAAUAUAAGGAAUAGAGCAAAAGAAAGUGGGCUGAGAAAACUUCCUGGUUCUAGUUUGAUUGAAUCAGUGGAGCAAGCUAACAAUCUGCGUUAAAGAAGUGCAUGAAUGUCACAUACAAAUGGUGCCUUUACCAUGCACUUGAAGAACCAUUAAAUCUCGAUAUGGAGCAAAAUUAUGUUAUGUGCUCAAAGCUUGAACCAUUUUAGUAGAAAAAUGUAAGGUUUGCAGUUCCUUCACUGAGUACGCACACAGGUGCUCUAUCUACUUCUUACGAGGAAAAAGGAGACGAACCAUCUUGCUUGGACAUACUUAUUGCUUCAUUCCUUCAAGAAUCAAGCUGGAUAUUUGAAUUUCGAAAAGCACAAGUAGCAGACAAUGGAGCAGUGGGCACACAUUUCUUAAACUGUCAUAGAAAAGGGAAGGAGUACUAGCUUGGAUGUAUCAUCCAUGAGCAAGGUUACAUAAAUGUCCUACUGGAUCACACAAAAACUAUGUGCUUUGCAAUGGAGGGUGUGACGAACCAGGUGUGCCUUUUUUUGGCUUUCUGAAGAGGUUGGUACCCAGUACAUUUACAAGGAGGAGCUUCUAGGUAAUAAUCAGAGCUACUACAGGAAGUGUUGGUUUGGACUUUGGAGGAACUAGAAGCACUGAAUGGAGUAUGACAUGAAAAACUCAUAGUAGAGGACAGAGGUUGCUGCAACCAUAUGAUCUCUAAAUGAACCAAGUCUUAUAAGGACGCAUGCCAGGCAAAUAUGUUCUCUAAAUGAGUAUCGUGAUCAGUGAGGCAGAUGCAAGGCUGGCAGCAUACAGAGGUUGGAUCUCCAGCGCACAGUUAUCCCGAACACUUCUCCCAUGUCUAGCGCCUUUGGGUCUGCACCAUCAGGAAGCGCCCAAUCAAAGUGGUACAGGAGAUUCGCCAGUGUGAGCUCAAUUGUCAUGGUUGCAAAUAAAGCUCCUGGACAUUGCCUACGUCCAGCUCCAAACGGAACUGACUCGAAGUGUGCCCAGUUGUAGUCCAGUGUGCUGUUCUCAAACCUUUCUGGCUCGAACACCUCAGCGUUGUCCCAGUAGCUUGGGUUGCUUGCCACCGCGAAUGUAUUUACAAAGACCGAGGUACCCUUGGGAAUCUCGUAACCCAUUAUUUUGCAGUUUUCUUGGCUUGCACGAAGAAUCAACGGGACAGCAGGAUGUAACCUUAGGGUCUCCUUGAUGACCAUUCGUAGGUAGCGGAGGUCGCCAAGGUCUGCUGGUAAUCAUAGCUGUUCCCUGGCCUAGCUUUUGUCGAAUUUCGCUCGUUGCCCUCGACAUUGCCCUUGGAUUCCUGAUGAGCUCCGCCAUGGCCCAUUCUAGUGUAGUGGCUGUGGUAUCUGUUGCAGCU
Setaria italica (foxtail millet) is the source of this 3932-nucleotide messenger RNA. Its product is annotated as pentatricopeptide repeat-containing protein At4g21300. The coding region runs from base 239 to 2647 and encodes 802 amino acids. Gene Ontology annotation, biological process: RNA modification. The record is from RefSeq and is a predicted model, not a curated record. NCBI's taxonomy places the organism in Eukaryota, Viridiplantae, Streptophyta, Magnoliopsida, Poales, Poaceae. Gene Ontology annotation, molecular function: RNA binding; protein binding. The transcript has 3 exons.